Messenger RNA from Cuscuta campestris, 1988 nucleotides. Lineage: Eukaryota; Viridiplantae; Streptophyta; Magnoliopsida; Solanales; Convolvulaceae. The record is from the annotation of a GenBank genome assembly.
AUUGGGAAUAAUAGCAAUAAGAAGAAGAAGAAGGCAGUUUGGGUUUAUCCAAAGGUUAGGGUUGGUUCUAAUUAUUAUCUUUGUGAAAGAUGGGGGCAUUCUUCUUGCUACUCUAUUAACAAUGGUUUACUCUAUGUCUUUGGGGGAUGCCGCGGCGGUUUGCAUUUUAGGGAUGUUUUGGUUCUAAAUCUCAAGACAAUGGCGUGGAAUGUUCUAGUAACGACGGGGCAAGGUCCGGGCCCACGAGACAGCCACAGCGCGGUUGUCGUUGGACACAAGAUGAUAGUGUUUGGCGGGACGAAUGGUUCGAAGAAGGUGAAUGAUCUCCACGUAUUGGACCUCCAAACGCGGAUUUGGGCCCGGCCCGAAUGCCAGGGGACCCCUCCUUCGCCACGCGAAAGUCACACCGCAACGCUGGUUGGGCGUGACAAGGUGGUGGUGUUUGGGGGGAGUGGGGAAGGAGAGGCCAAUUAUCUCAAUGAUUUACACGUCUUGGACCUUAAAAGCAUGAGCUGGACAUCCCCUAAAGUGGAGGGUAGGGUGCCCUCCCCAAGGGACAGCCAUUGUGCUUUUGCUAUAGACCACAAUCUGUUUGUUUAUGGCGGAGAUUGUGGGGAUAGGCAUCAGGGAGAAGUUGAUGUGCUUGAUCUGGAUACUUUGACUUGGUCAACGUUUGAUGUUCGUGGACCUUCUCCCGGUGUAAGAGCAGGUCAUGCUUGUGUGACUUAUGGUUCCAAGGUGUACAUUAUUGGAGGAGUGGGUGACAAGCAAUACUACAACGACGUUUGGGAGCUCGACGUGAUAAACCGUACAUGGACCGAGAUCGAAACGCGUGGCGAAAAGCCGCAAGGCCGGUUUUCUCACACUGCAUCCAUUCUCACUCCCUCAUCAAACAUAGCAAUCUUUGGAGGAUGUGGAGAGGACGAGCGGCCUUUGAACGAGCUGCUCGUCUUGCAGCUUCGAGCCGAACCCGACAACGCGAGUAGCAGCAGCCUAUCUGCAGGUUCUAGAAGCUGUGAGAACUUGAUGGGUUAUGAAGAAGGGAAAAUGUGUAGCAGAAAGAUAGAAGAGCUGUUUACUAAGAGUGCCAAGAAGAUGGCCUUAUCAACAGACGCUAAAAGAGUAUUGAGCUUGGAAUCAAUGCCCUCUUUCAUUCAUAAUGGUUUAGAGACAUUGCACCCAAAGAGGAGAAGAAUGCUAACAAAUCCAGACAUGGAGGAGGAAGAGGAAGACGAGGACGUUGAUUAUCGCUCUCUCUCACUUUCCAAUCACUCGUCUAAUUCGUCGUCUCAAUCCGACCAAGAGCCGGCAACAAGCGCCACCGUCAUGGUCGGCCGCCCGGUGGCUCCUAAGCAUGACGACCAGUUCCCUUUGUUCCGGAGGAAAAGCUCGCCGCCAAACAAGCCCGGCCAGCCGUCUUACCUCGGCGGCGUCCACAAAGUUGAUCUCCCUAAUCCUUUGCCCGUUUUUCCCGUAACCGCAAAGGGUUUGCAGUUGGUUGGCCUGGAGCAUCUUCAUGGAUUAAGCCGUGUCAAACCUUUGGAGGUGGGGCAAUCCCCUAGCUUGAUUGGAGCAGAGAUUCACGGCAAGGUCGACGGAGCCUUCGAUUCGGGCUACCUAAUGACCGCAACGGUGAACGGGAAGGUGUUCCGAGGCGUCCUUUUCCCUCCGGGACCUGGUCUCGGGCCACAAGGACCCGUUCUUGGCCCAAACCACCAUUUGACGGCGCCCCCAGUGACCCAAACUGCCCACCUUUCUGUUAGGAGGCAAGCCCACCCGGCAGUGCAAUUGUCGGGUGGGGAAGAUGUUUACCAGAGGUUUCGAACGGUGCCGGGCAAAAGGCGGAGUGGCACAUGUGUGAGAGCGCCUCCGCCUUUGAAAGAGCCGAGUCAUGGCCAUGGGAGAGACGUUCAAGAUGUGGUUUUGUCACUCGGAGGACCAGGACUUGGACAUGCUUAAACUAGUUAUGGUCUUGACAAAUUGCUGUU